AUGGUGAUCAACAUUAUCGCCCCAGAGUGGGCAUUCGGGAGGGCCUACAGUGAUGUGUCCUCUGUUAGGAUGCUCAAGGCCCGAUUUGCAGAGAUUCAGGAUAGAGAUGGCGUCCCAUGGUCCGACUCCCAUAUACACUACGCCAAUAUGGGUGGAUUCCCUAUUCAGUUUGCCGAUCCUGAUGCUACCGCCGGUACUCAAGAGAUACCUUCUAUAAAAGAUCUUCCGGAUGGAAUACGAACCCCACAGAUACUUCAGAGAUCAAUGCAGAAGAUCUCGAAUGCGAUUGGCAAAGUUGACUGGGCAUUGGAUAGAUCCAACAUCCUUGCCAUCGAAAAAGCAAACAGCAUAGUUUCUCAAGGCUACCUAAAGAAAGAAACGAUCCUCAACAUGUCAUACACGAAUUGGGUUGGAAACCUCACUCUUCUUUGUGGCAAUCUGUGGGUGGUAGAUGCGAACCAGCUUCUCCUUGCCCGUGAGCGUGGUAUCAUCGACAAAUUGCCCUACAUGUCGCAGGAUUCCCUGGAUGACCAUAACAAUGGUGAUAUCGUCGUCAAGCUCUUGGCAUUGCUUCAGAUCUCGUGGAUGUUCAUUCAACUCGGCGUAAGACUAGGCCGAAAUCUCCCAACAAGCCAGCUCGAGAUUUUUACCCUAUCUUUCGCAAUUUGCUCCUCUAUCACUUAUAUCAUGUUGAUCGAUAAGCCCCAAGAUGUCCGGACGUCAUAUACCAUCAAAGCUGCCAGAUAUCCCUCCGCAGAAGACUUGAUCUACAUGGCCAAUGCUGGCCCGGUGGGUAAUGUUUUCAAAUCCAACAUCUGGAUCCCCAAUGACGCCAUGCACAGAGAUGCCAUAAGGAAAGUGCCAGGGUACGUGAUGAGCCUGGCGUAUUUCUUUGCGUUUGGUGCCACCCACUGCGUAGCAUGGAACUUUGACUUCCCUACAGCCGCAGAGAGACUACUGUGGCGUCUGAGCUCGGUUGUAACGGCUGUUGCCUUGCCAUUUGCCUAUCUGAUCUCGGAUCCAAUUUGGUUGAAGGUGUUUAAACUGGAAAGCCGGCCAAGGAUACUAGAAUUCGUCGAGGGCUCUUUGUUGAUCCUCAUCGUGGUCGUGUUUAUUCUGGCAAGACUAUUUAUGACAGUCGAGGUCGUUCGCUCAUUGGCUUUUCUUCCUCCAGGCGCGUUUAUAGGUACCUGGACAGCGAAUAUCCCACACGUUGGGUAA
This is a messenger RNA of Penicillium verrucosum, 1221 nucleotides long. RefSeq lists its product as uncharacterized. The record is from RefSeq and is a predicted model, not a curated record. Bases 1 to 1221 code for a protein of 406 amino acids. Lineage: Eukaryota; Fungi; Ascomycota; Eurotiomycetes; Eurotiales; Aspergillaceae. The transcript has a single exon.